Molecule: messenger RNA, 2442 nt
Organism: Oncorhynchus tshawytscha (Chinook salmon)
Lineage: Eukaryota; Metazoa; Chordata; Actinopteri; Salmoniformes; Salmonidae
Gene: phf13
Product: PHD finger protein 13
Biological process (GO): mitotic chromosome condensation
Molecular function (GO): chromatin binding
Source: RefSeq, a predicted model, not a curated record
GUCCUUUCCUGUUUGAUAAGUCUGAGUUUGAGUGAGAGGCAGGCAGUUAAUGGCAACACUGACAGUGUAGCUGGCGAACCCGUUUUGUUCAAGAGAUACGGCAACAUUUGACUUAUAACUAUAAUGCAUUACUAAGUAUCUCCCGGGGAAUAGGCGAAACAUUAUCUGCAGACAGUGUUUGUUGCUAAAAUAUUGUAAGCUAACAGUUAGCUAGCUAACAACAGUGCACUGUUUUGAACGUCGAUGACACCAGAAUUAGUUGUGCACUUCGUUUAUUGCUAGCUAAUUAUAUUAUUAGGUAACUUAGCUACAUUAUACCAAAAGUAUCACUUUUUAGAGAUGGACAACGUUACUUCAUCGUCAUACCAUCAUGCAUAUGAAUCAGAGGGCCAGGGGCACAGUCCACCAUACAGGAGGCGGACGGUGGAGGACUUCAACAAGUUCUGCACAUUUGUGUUGGCAUAUGCAGGCUAUAUCCCAUAUCCCCAGGAGGACUCUCCUCUGCGUAGUAGCUCCAGCCCCCCCAACAGUACAGGCAGUACAGCAGACAGUGAUGGCUGGACCCCUGUCCCUCAACCCCCCUCUUGCCCCCCGCGCGCCCCCCAUACCCCUCAGGACAAGAACAGGAAACGACCCCAUCUCACGGGAAUCCACCCUGGGGCCUCACUAUCCAGCCAUGUUAUGAAAAAUCAUAGCCAUUUAGCAUCCUCCCUGCACCCAGAUGACCAGAGGAAAGCCAACAAACUGAAGAAGAGGAGGAAGGACCGGGAGAGCCAGGACGGCGAGCCGAGCUCUGCACAUCAGGCCGACGCAAUGAGCCCAGAGCCACAGUUCCCCUUGCCCCUGGGAGGACGACCAAUCAAAGACGAGCCUGAGGAUGACUUCUUCAUCCCCCUCCACCCUUCAUCCCCUCACCCCCUGCCCAGCCCCUCUCACUUCAAUAACUCCUCCCCCUGUAAGCAGGAGCACAAUGAGGAGUGGGAGUGCUGGGCGGGACAGGGGCUGGUGAAGGUGGAGAGUGCGGAGAGUUUUACUGGGAACAGGACGGUGAUCCGACAGGGGAAACAGGUGGUGUUCCGAGAUGAGGAUGGCUCCGGAGAGGAUGAGGACAUCAUGGUGGACUCCGAUGAUGACUCGUGGGACCUGGUGACGUGUUUCUGUAUGAAGCCGUUUGCAGGCCGGGCCAUGAUUGAGUGUAACCAGUGUAACACGUGGAUCCACCUGUCCUGUGCUAAGAUCAGGAAGUCCCACGUUCCUGAGACUUAUAUGUGUCAGAGCUGCAGAGGCACACUGGGCCUGGCAGACACCCGCCGCUCAUACCGCUCACGCAUUGGCCCCCGCAGACACCUUCUUGACUGACCCCAUUGCAAACCCCUUCACCCCUCUCACCUGCAUUUAGACCAUGCCCCAUACGGUUCUAACCCCAACCCGGUCCUGUAACGCAUGCCCCAGGCCAGCCCUUUCCUUUUGUCCCUGACCCCAGUCCUACCCCAUGCCCUUUUCCUCACCCCUAUUAGGUCGACUAAGCCUACUAGCCAUCCCUCGGGGUCUUCAACACCCCCAAACUAAACUGAUCCGAGUGCUAUUUAAGAUUUAUUAUACAUUUGACGGUUUCUCUCUGCUUCCUUCCAGACUCUGUGUGCGUAAGUCAAUCACUGAAUGUCUGUCUGUGGUAGUACAAUAGUUGACCAGUAGGGUUGGACUCCGUAGUCUAGUCUGGCUGACCGGUUAGCUCUGACUGGAUAGAGACUAGCGACGCAUCUCACAUGAACAGUGGAAACCUGUCUUCACUCUUAAACUGUCGGAGAGAAUGGCCUAUAGAGCUGCCACCCAACAGUGUGCAUUUUGGGACGUUGGCUUUUUGCUCUUAUUUCAUGCGUUAAAGGGGUGUGUUGACUUGCCAACCCCUUCUCCCCCAACCACCCUCUCAACUAGGUGGUUGGUACGUUUGUCUGUCUGAGGGAAGCCUUUGUCUAAAGCCUCAAGCAGAGGGUCUGUAGAUAAUGAUGUCCAGUUCUAUACUGAACAAAAAUAUAAAUGCAACAUACUGAGUUAGUUCAUAUUAGGAAAUUUGAGUUAGUUCAUAUAAGGAAAUUUGUCAAUUGAAAUAAAUAAAUUAGGCCCUAAUCUAUGGAUUUCACAUGACUGGGAAUAUAGAUAGGAAUCUGUUGGUCACAGAUACCUUAACAAAUAAAAGGUAGGGUCAUGGAUCAGAAAACCAGUUAGUAUUUGGUGUGACCACCAUUUGCCUCAUGCAGCGCAACACAUCUCCUUCGCAUGUAGUUGAUCAGACUGUGGAAUGUUCUCCUAUUCAAUGGCUGUUCGAAGUUGCUGGAUAUUGGCGGGAACUGGAACGCUCUGUCAAUCCAGAGCAUCCACAUACUCAAUGGGUGACAUGUCUGGUGAGUUUUUAAUUAUUUUUUACCUUUAUUUAACUAGGCA